GGUAAACAACAAGGUAGAUGAAAGGGUGGACGAAAGGAUAAAUGAAAGAAUGGAUAUAGGAAUGCGCAAAAGAAUAAAUGAAAGAGUAAACAAAAGGGAUGAAACGAUAAAUGAAGAGACGGAUGAAAUGAUGAAUGAAGAGAUAGAUGAAACGAUGAAUGAAGAGAUGGAUGAAACGAUAAAUGAAGGGGUGGAUGAAAUGAUGAAUGAAGAG
Racocetra fulgida is the source of this 214-nucleotide messenger RNA. The record is from the annotation of a GenBank genome assembly. NCBI's taxonomy places the organism in Eukaryota, Fungi, Glomeromycota, Glomeromycetes, Diversisporales, Gigasporaceae.